ACAACUUCCAUCAAGACGGCGAGCAUAUAAAGGGGCUCCUCCUUCUGCCGAGCACCACAGCUCUCUCAGCUCCUACGCAACCAACACCAACAUGAGACUGAUCCUCCUAGUGGGCGCCCUCGCGGCUGUGGCCUCCGCCGCCCCCCGUCCCGACUCUCCUCCCGUCUACGGCGCUCCUCCUCCGACCUACAAGCAGCCAGGAAUGCCCUUCGAGUUCGCCUACGCCGUGCAGGAUGACUACUCAGGCAACAACUACGCCCACGCCCAGACCAGCGACGGUCACGUCACCUCCGGAUCGUACAGCGUGGCUCUUCCCGACGGCCGAACCGAGAUCGUGGAAUUCACCGCCGAUCACGACAACGGCUACGUCGCCAACGUCGCUUACGAGGGGGAGGCCUCCUACCCCGCCCCUGCCCCCUCCUACCACCCCGCACCCUCUUACCCCGCCCCCGCUCCCUCCUACCCUGCUCCACCACCCCCUCCCACCUACGCCUAAACGCUCCACCUACACGUAAGCAGAAUCUGGACGGGACAACUCAACGAUCGACCCAAAAAUCCACACACAAGUCAACCCAGACGUCUUGCGGACCCAACUUCACCAAGCGCUAUUCACCAGCGACUCAUGAAGCUUUCUGACUCACCGUUUCACUCCUGCAAGCACUCGUCCCGUCCGGCCCAGUUCCUGCUUGCUUUCCACGACUUAUCGCAUCGUCGCCUCCCUCUCCAUCCUUCACCGUUCUUGCUGUUAUGGGUUAUAAUCUUUUUAAUAUAUUCCUUUUAUAACUAGUGUUAAAUUAUUUUUGUAAAUAAAGGCAUAUUUACGGAAACAAA
Molecule: messenger RNA, 831 nt
Organism: Penaeus chinensis
Lineage: Eukaryota; Metazoa; Arthropoda; Malacostraca; Decapoda; Penaeidae
Product: cuticle protein 18.6-like
Exons: 2
Coding region: 92-496 (134 amino acids)
Cellular component (GO): extracellular matrix
Source: RefSeq, a predicted model, not a curated record